GCGACAGUUUGCCAUUCAAUCCUUGGGCGAGUACAGCGACCUGUAUUUGAAAACGGAUGUCAUGUUGUUGGCUGACAUUUUUGAAAAUUUCCGAGACAAGUGUAUCGAGAGUUAUGGUCUCGAUCCCGCGUAUUAUUACACAUUACCAGGAUUCACGUGGGACGCCAUGCUUAAACAUACACGUAUAAAUUUCGAACUCCUCACGGACAUUGAUAUGGUCAUGUUUAUCGAGCGCGGUAUACGUGGCGGUCUGAGCCAAUGCUCCAGUAGAUAUGCGCAGGCUAACAACAAAUAUAUGCACUCGUAUGAUCCAUCGAAAGCUUCCUCAUACUUGAUGUACUUUGACGUAAAUAAUCUAUAUGGAUGGGCAAUGUGUCAACCAUUGCCAUACGCCGAAUUUCGAUGGGUCGACGAUGUUGCACAUUUUGACUUUAGUGCGAUCGCCUCGGACUCGCCCACGGGUUACAUUCUCGAGGUCGAUCUCGAGUACCCACAAAGUAUACACGAUGAGCACACUGACCUACCGUUCUGUCCAACGCGCGAUAAGCCGCCUGGCAAGCGGCAGGCAAAACUUCUGGCGACUCUAUAUUGCAAGAAGCGUUACGUCAUUCACUAUCGCAACCUGCAGCAAUGUACGCGUCAUGGUCUUCGCGUCACAAAUAUACAUCGCGUACUACAAUUCGCACAAUCCGCGUGGCUCCGCGAUUAUAUUGAACUAAAUACACAAUUUAGAACGCUUGCCAAGAACGAUUUUGAGAAAAAUUUGUAUAAAUUGAUGAACAACGCAGUAUUCGGCAAAACUAUGGAAAAUGUGCGAAAUCGCGUCAAU
Molecule: messenger RNA, 829 nt
Organism: Vollenhovia emeryi
Lineage: Eukaryota; Metazoa; Arthropoda; Insecta; Hymenoptera; Formicidae
Exons: 1
Biological process (GO): DNA replication
Molecular function (GO): nucleotide binding; DNA-directed DNA polymerase activity; DNA binding
Source: RefSeq, a predicted model, not a curated record